UCGAUUUUACUUGAGCAAAAGAAAUUGAGAGAAUGAGUGUGUGAAAGAUAAAAAGAGAAAUAUCGUGAAAAAUAGUCGACAGAUAUUGAGUUACGGAAAGCAGUUUAUAAUGUCACUUAACACCCCUGUCUUGAUACAAGUGGUGGUUACUUCAAGAUCAAGACGAUGCUGUAUGCUGUAUGAGAUCCCUAUUAACACCUUUAUUUUAUGUUAUCUAUGGAAUUAUACCAAUUUCUUUCUUAAUUUUCCGAAAUUUUUCAACUUUUGUAUAUCUUUGUAUUUCAAUCUCACACGAACUAAACACGUAGCAAGUGUGUAAUGAAUUUUAUAAGUGUUAAUUUUUUAUUUAAAUCAAACCACGUGUAUCUUGUGAACUAUAAAAAUGUCAAAGUGUUUUUAAAAGUGAUACGAUGGGAACGUGAAAAGAAAAUUUGUUAUUUCGACGAUUUAAAUUGUCGAAUUAAAGUUAUUCAAAAUAAUUCGAUUUAUUAGAAAUAAAUAAUCGUCGAGUAAAUUAAGCAAAACGUUUACGUUUUGUCGCAUAAAACGUAAAAAAAUUCUUCGUCAAGGAUUUAAAAAAGAAAAAAAAUCUAUAAAGAAAAAGGAAUAUAGUAAAAAAAGGAAAAAAAUUUAGGAAAAUUUUCACACGAUAAGAUGUUAUCUACGAUGUCGAGCAUAGCUCUUGAAUUAAACUCGUCAUUUUAUACAACCGUAAUAAGAAAUAGCGCUGUCGAUGAAUUUUCAGUUUCAGUUAUUGAACCUAAGAAUGCAACUUCUACGCUUUACAUGUUACCUAUGUACAUUAGAACAACUUCUAUGGUUAUUUGCAUAAUCGUUAUGGCACUUGGAAUAAUAGGAAAUCUAAUGGUACCAUUGGUCGUUCUUCGUGGGAAAGAUAUGAGAAACAGCACCAAUAUUUUUCUCGUAAAUUUGAGUGUGGCAGAUUUGUUCGUCCUUUUAAUAUGCACCCCAACCGUAUUAGUGGAAGUGAAUUCUGGACCACAAGUUUGGCCACUAGGAGAACACAUGUGUAAAGCUGUUCCAUUUGUGGAAUUGACUGUAGCACAUGCCUCAGUUUUAACAAUUUUGGCCAUUAGUUUUGAACGAUACUAUGCGAUUUGUGAGCCGCUUAGGGCAGGAUAUGUUUGCACGAAGGCUAGAGCGACAUUUCUUUGCCUUUUAGCUUGGGUAGCAGCAGCCCUUUGCACAAGUCCGAUACUUUUAAUGGUAAACUACGAGUUAGAAGAAGUCGACGAUACGUUUAUACCAACCUGUUACACUUCAGCCGAUGCAACAUGGAUGAAUGUUUUUGUUCUUACAACGAUAAUCGUCUUUUUCGUGAUACCAUUGUUAAUUCUAAUGGUUUUGUACACAGUGAUAGCAUUACAUCUAAUGGCAAAUCCAGCGAUAAGCCGUGGUCCAGCUAAUAAUUUGUUGAAAUAUCGUAAACAGGUAGUAUUAAUGUUGGGUACUGUUGUAUUAUGUUUUUUUCUUUGUUUAUUACCAUUUCGAGCAUUAACUUUAUGGAUAAUUGUAGUACCUCAAGAAAUGAUAAUCAAUCUUGGAAUCGAAGGAUAUUAUAGUUUGUUAUAUUUCUGUAGAGUAAUGUUAUAUUUAAAUUCCGCUAUUAAUCCUAUUUUAUAUAAUUUAAUGUCUACUAAAUUUAGAGAAGGUUUUUUGAGACUUUGUGGAUUAGGUCCUACAAGGAAAAGAAAGAAAAAGACUUCUGAUAGAACUGGAACAUACACAACUGGUUCAACUAAUUGUAGUAGCAGUAAUCAUUCUGAUUUCUGGAGAAGACAUAGCAGUAAUAAAAGUAGCAAUGUUAAAGUACCUAGUAAUACUUGUACCACUGUAUCCGUGGAAAAACAAAUUAAUGUACCGUUAAUCACUGCUGUUGUCACUGGAAAUAUUGUUAAAAAAAAACAGGAAAGUUAUGUUUAAUAAUAAUGCAAAAAAUCAUAGUACAAUAGAGCGUCGAUUAUUCAAAUUAAUUGUUAGACAAAUUUCUUUCAAAUAAUCGACCUGAAAUAAUCAAAUUUCUAAUUAUGUCAUAAAUCAAUUAAAAAUUAAGCAAUUUAGUAAUAAGUCUAGAUGACUUAUGAGUAAACAAAUAUGUAUUUAAUAAUAAGGAAAGUGUAAUACAUCAAAAAUUAGACUUUCUUAGAUAUUGCCAAAUCGUGAAUUUCAUACAAUAUAAACAUUUUUAUAACAUCUACUUCAUUUCGAUGUUUAGCUUCAACUAUGUAUUGGAAUAUUAAUAUGUCUCGUCGUAUCUUCGUUUAUACUGAAUAUUUGUGUCGUGGAAUCAAAAACCUUCUUGCCAAAUAUAAUAGUUAUUCGUAAAAAAGUUAACCAAUAGUUUAAUGUUUAAAACAAUCAUCCAGAAAGUGAAAAAAUUCGAUCAAGUCCAGUUAAUCUAGUACAUUGUUUCUCGAACUAUUUUCCUAUAUGACCCACCAUUUUGUGUUAAAUUUUUUCGUAAUCCCUGGAUAGACAGUAUAAACGUUAUAUUUUUAUAAAUAAUAUAAUCUCAUUUUACUAUUUCAUUGGCACCUAAUACUUGUUAAAAAAUAGCAUAAUAUUUUUUUUUUAUUCAACAAAAUUUCUUUAAAUUUGACAACACCUCCCCACCCCCGGUUUGCCCAUCAUUCAUACAUUUUUUAAUACAAUGAUAUUCAAUUUAUCUUUUUAAUUUCAACGCUAAUUCUUUUAUUUUAAUGUUUUUCGUAAAAAUGAAAUUUAUACGUCUUUAAAUUCAGAUUAGAUAUUAAACUCUAACAUUGAAAUCGACUAAAAUGUUCCACAACAUAAAUAUUGUUAAAUGCAUAGAUGAAAUACGUGAAUAUGUGGACACAUUUUAUAUUUGGAUAAACGGUCAUUCGGGUUAUCGAUGUUAAGAUAAAUCGACGCUCUACUAUAUAACUAAUUAAAAAAUAUUAUUGUAUAUUUAAGAUAAACUAAAUGCAAGUUAAUUCUAAGAUGAAUUGUAUCUCGAAUUUGAUAAGAGUAGAAAAGUAUUAUUUUAAAGAAAAAAAUUUCAUCGAAUGAUAAUUUUCAUAAAUUAA
This is a messenger RNA of Polistes dominula (European paper wasp), 3068 nucleotides long. RefSeq names its product ecdysis triggering hormone receptor (gene ETHR). Gene Ontology annotation, molecular function: G protein-coupled receptor activity. NCBI's taxonomy places the organism in Eukaryota, Metazoa, Arthropoda, Insecta, Hymenoptera, Vespidae. Gene Ontology annotation, cellular component: plasma membrane. The record is from RefSeq and is a predicted model, not a curated record. Gene Ontology annotation, biological process: G protein-coupled receptor signaling pathway.